AUGGACAAUGGAACGUGGAAGAUAUUCGAGGAGGAGUACCAGAAAAUUGAUUGGAGGCAGAACAAGGAUGGGUUCAACCGAUGGAGGGCGGAGCUGGUGACGUAUGGUGUGGACUCACGCAAUAGUUUCUUGGUUACUCAUGAUUCCGUAGAGGUCAAACGAGUUCUUCCGUUCUACAUCAGUACUCAACAUUCUUAUACCGUCAGUGAAUACUUCAUGUCUCUUAUUCCAGAGUCAUCCCCUUACAGCGGGAAGAGUUUAGGAAGGUGUGCAGUGAUGGGGAACAGUGGUAACCUCAGGAAUAGUGGAUGCGGGAAAGAAAUAGAUGCAGCUGAUUAUGUAUUCAGGUGCAACAUCCCUCCUCUUCGUGAUUUCGAGAAUGACGUCGGGUUGAAGACGAAUCUAACAACAAUGAACCCAAGCAUGCUUGACACUAAGGAAUACGGGACCAUCGCCAUUACCCGAGAUAUCGACUACCCGUACAACUUAGUCCUAGCGCCUUACAACGGUGUCAUCCUACUUCCUUGCUUUAGCCAUUUCUUCUACCUGCGCAAGUGCAUUAAAGCCAUCAAACAGUACUACCAGAAGAACGCGAACAUGACAUUCCUUCAUCCUGAGAACUUCAUGGCUAUAUGGGAAUACUGGAAGGAUCGGCAAAUGACCAACCUACCUUCAACAGGAUUUUACAUCAUAAACGUGGCGGUCACACUCUGCGACAGCGUCGAUGUGUAUGGAUUCUGGCCUUUCGAUAAGACUGCUUUGCGAUCAGGUCAACCAGAGCAUGUAAUGUAUCAUUAUUACGAGGAAGGAACAUGGCGUCCCGUUCACGACAUGACUGGAGAAUUCAGACAGCUUUUUCAGCUGCAUCGAGACGGAGUUCUGCGAAUGCACCUAGGAAAUUGCACCUCAAGAUGA
Strongylocentrotus purpuratus (purple sea urchin) is the source of this 915-nucleotide messenger RNA. It is a transcript of the gene sia8, whose product is annotated as ST8 alpha-N-acetyl-neuraminide alpha-2,8-sialyltransferase 8. NCBI's taxonomy places the organism in Eukaryota, Metazoa, Echinodermata, Echinoidea, Camarodonta, Strongylocentrotidae. Gene Ontology annotation, molecular function: alpha-N-acetylneuraminate alpha-2,8-sialyltransferase activity. The record is from RefSeq and is marked provisional. Gene Ontology annotation, biological process: oligosaccharide metabolic process; N-glycan processing.